Hirundo rustica (Barn swallow) is the source of this 2024-nucleotide messenger RNA. It is a transcript of the gene FIP1L1, whose product is annotated as factor interacting with PAPOLA and CPSF1. The record is from RefSeq and is a predicted model, not a curated record. Gene Ontology annotation, cellular component: mRNA cleavage and polyadenylation specificity factor complex. Bases 50 to 1858 code for a protein of 602 amino acids. Gene Ontology annotation, molecular function: RNA binding. The transcript has 18 exons. NCBI's taxonomy places the organism in Eukaryota, Metazoa, Chordata, Aves, Passeriformes, Hirundinidae.
GGCGCUGCCGGGGCCGGGCCCGGGCCCGCGCGUCCCGCGGGAGGCGGCCAUGUCUACCGGCGAGGCGGAGCGGCUGUCGGCGGACGCCGAUGGGGCCGCCGGGGACGAGGAGGAGGAGUGGCUCUAUGGCGAUGAAAAUGAAGCAGAGAGACCAGAGGAAGAAAAAUCCAGUGUUCCACCCCCACCUGGAAGUGAAGAGGAAGCUGCAGAAAAUGGCGUUGUGAAAACGAAGGUGGCAGAGGCUGAGGAUGACAGUGAUAGUGAUAGCGAUGAUGAUGAAGAUGAUGUUCAAGUCACCAUAGGGGAUAUUAAGACAGGAGCUCCACAGUUUAGUUAUGGAGCAGCACCUGUGAAUCUCAAUAUUAAGGCAGGGGGACGAGCUUAUGGAUCUUCCGGUGCAAAAGUUAAAGGACUGGAUCUAGAUGCACCAGGGAGUAUUAAUGGUGUACCACUCCUGGAAGUGGACUUAGAUUCUUUUGAAGAUAAACCUUGGAGAAAGCCAGGGGCUGAUCUCUCUGAUUAUUUUAACUAUGGCUUCAAUGAAGAUACCUGGAAAGCUUACUGUGAAAAACAAAAGAGAAUACGAAUGGGUCUUGAAAUUUUGCCAGUUACCUCAACCACAAAUAAAAUCACGGCUGAAGACAAAGCUAUGGAACUAAGACCAAGUGCAGAGAUUCUCGAUGGCAGAUACCAUCUUUUUAAGGUACAGCAGGGCAGAACUGGAAAUUUGGAGAAAGAGUUGGCAGCCCAGUCGACUAAACCUGAUUUCACAUCUCCUCCUGCCUUAUUCAAAUCAGGAAUUCCAACCAACAGGCGGAUAUCUGGCACAAUAGAUGUGAUUGGACAGAGCAUCACUAUCAGUAGGGUGGAAGGACGACGGCGUGCUAAUGAAAACAGCAACAUACAGGUUCUUUCAGAACGCUCUAAUCCUGAAGUAGACAGUUUUACCAAGCCACCUCCAUUUUUCCCUCCAGGAGCUCCACCUACUCACCUUCCACCACCUCCUUUCCUCCCACCCCCUCCAACUGUCAGUACUGCUCCACCUCUGAUUCCCCCACCAGGUAUACCAAUAACAGUGCCACCACCAGGUUUUCCACCACCACCUGGCGGUCCUCCACCUUCUCUUAUACCCACAAUAGACAGUGGACAUUCUUCUGGCUAUGAUGGUCGUCCUGUUCGUGCAUUUUCAUAUGGCAGUGGUUGUGUUCACGGGACUUCUGGCAAGGGAGGGCAGGACAGAACAGUUGGGGCAUUAAAAGCAGCAGUUCUGUAUUACACUGAAGGUGGCAAAAAGCAAUGGAGAAGCAUGUUCCUUCUUCCCAUUGCUAGCUAUCUAAAAAAGUCACCUUUCCACACCCUGCAGGUUCUGCACCCUCAUGGUCUAGUCUUCUGGACACCAGCAAACAGUGGGAUUACUAUGCACGAAGAGAGAAGGAUAGGGAACGUGAGAGAGAGAGAUCCCGAGAUCGGGAUCGCGACCGGGACCGAGACAGAGAUCGAGACCGUACCAGAGACAGGGAAAGGGAUCGAGAUCACAGUCCAUCUUCAAGUGCUUUCAACAGUGAUGAGGAACGCUACAGAUACAGAGACUAUGCAGAGAGGGGCUACGAUCGCCAUAGGACAAGUAGAGAGAAGGAAGACAGACACAGAGACAGGAGACACAGAGAGAAAGAAGAGACUCGACACAAGUCAUCUCGAAGUAACAGCAGACGUCGUCAUGACAGUGAAGAAGGGGAUAGCCACAGAAGGCACAAACACAAGAAGUCCAAAAGAAGCAAAGAAGGAAAAGAAGCCAGUGGUGAACCUGCUCCUGAGCAGGAAAACACUGAAGCUGCCCCUGUGGAAUAGGCUUGUGUGAUUUUUCCCUACUUGCAUAUAUAUUAGUGCCAGAAAUAGAUUACUAUAAAUCUUGUUAUUUUUCUGGGAAUUAUAAUAAUUUGCUCUUAAUCUUGUUCUGUUAGUUUGAAAUCAAAGGUUACUUUGGUUUUUUUUGAAAAUAAAAGAACGAAUUUUUCAUGUUAAAA